Molecule: messenger RNA, 3138 nt
Organism: Histoplasma mississippiense
Lineage: Eukaryota; Fungi; Ascomycota; Eurotiomycetes; Onygenales; Ajellomycetaceae
Exons: 2
Coding region: 1-3138 (1045 amino acids)
Biological process (GO): regulation of transcription by RNA polymerase II
Cellular component (GO): nucleus; SWI/SNF complex
Molecular function (GO): transcription cis-regulatory region binding
Source: RefSeq, a predicted model, not a curated record
AUGAAUGCCUGGCUCUCCGACGCCGCGACUGCGAACAUAACUAACCACGACAAUGGCGCUUUCACUAAUAACCCGACCAUCGACCCAUCGAUGGCCUUCCUUCAUCAAUCACCUACCUCUGCCGAUCCUGCCCAGUUCCAGCGCAUGUUCAAUAAUGGCGGCCCCCCGACUAUGUCGCCCGGCUUCCACAACCCCAACUCAGUGAUCCCUUCUAAACGACAGCGUCCCGAUGAUGGGAUGUCCAUGUCUCCUAGGCUUGCCCCUGGUGGUUUGCCUAAUUCUCGUUCGCACACCCCUCAAGUGCCAUAUCCGGGUUAUCAGGGCCAACAGAUAAAUGGAGCAUCGCAAUUUCCUCAGCCGCAGCAUGCGCCAACUCCUUACCAGCACCUACAACCGGGAAGCUCGGCUAAUGCGAGCCCAUCCCCUAUACUCCCGGAAUUUGAUCAGCAAGCUGUGCAACGGGUGCAAACUGCGUCUCCUAGUCCGUUUUCGCCCGCUGGAAUCCAUGUUGGCCCACAAAUUUCUCCUUCACACUCUGAUCAUGGCAGUCGCGUCAAUACUCCACAGAACAGCCCCUUCCCCCCAGGCCAACCUUAUGGCCAGGUUGUCGGAUCCCAUUUCUCGCCAUCACCUGCAAUGACUUCCGCUGGCAUUCAUCCUGCGAUGCAAGCGCAAUUCAACCAAAGCGGUGCUUCCCAUCUCCCGCAAGGAUUUCCUCAUCAGCCACAGCAACAGCAGCAGCAACAACCACCACCACAACAGCAACAGCAAAUGUCUUCGAAACAGCGGCCUUAUCAAAUUCGGCUCCAAAACCAAGCGCGCCAGAUGCAGGCAGUUGCCACUCCUGUUUCAGUGGGGCGUCCAAUUGGCCCUGGUGGAACGGGGCAGACCCCUAUGCAACAUCCCCAUAUGGCGACCAUGCGACAAAUACAGCAAAAUAUGGCUAAACCUACGAGUCAAGAAGGGUUUCUACAGGUCCUUCAACGGUUCUGGAUGUCACGGGGCCACCCUCAAGUCAACCUGACCCCCGUCGUCAGUGGACGACCUCUCAAUCUGAUGCAGCUAUAUGCGACUGUCAUGAAGAUGGGUGGCUCAAAAAAAGAUUAUUGCGACAAACUUGUGGCCUGUGUGGACCAACAACUUCAGUUUCCCGCCAUGCAGUAUCCAACAGCAGCGCAGGAGAUCCGUGAACACUACAUGAACUCCCUCGCGCAAUAUGAACAAGCGUGGUUAAGUUCGCAGCAGAAGCAAUUCACAGAUCAGAUGCACGGUAGUUCCCAGCGGGAUCCUCUAGAAGGCCCUCUCGGCAUUAACCCUCAAGUGUCACCCGCCAAGCCCAUGGGCAACCAUUCGUUCGACAUGCCCAUGCCCCAACAAUUCUCCCCGGUCUCGGCUCAGAACCAGCAAGUACAAUCGCAUAACCACGCCCCUCCUAUACCGGUAAAUGGCUUCGCGACUCCGUCACAAUCUAAAUCCCAACAGCAGAAGCAUACUAGCCAUCAGCAACGAUCGAGUUUGUCCCGGCCACCAGAGUCGAUGUCUCCUAAUGGACGGGUUGCCCAGUUUUCAGCAUCCCCUAUCCAAGCGGAGAAAAAACCCAGUCCCGUUGUAACAAAAUCACAAUCUGGCAGCGGCGGUAUGGCGGGUGAGGAGCUGACGAGCACAUCUUGGCGACGACCUAUAGAAGACACGUUCAAACCUGCUGUGUUUCCUGAAAGCCAAUAUCAUGGGCCUAUUAUUGUGGACGAAAUGUUCCAACUAGGCGAAGAAAUUAUACGAUUGAAACCUAAUGUACCUAGUUUUUUGGAACUUGGGGUAAUCGAUAUUCACGCUCUGACCAUGAGCAUUAAAUCGGGCAUUCACGCCGAGAUGCGCAUGGCGUUGGACACCUUGACGGAGAUGUCUAAUGAACGAUCGAUACAGGUUUCACUCGAUAAUUGCGAAGACCUCGUUGAAGCACUGGUCGAGUGCGCUGAGGAACAAGCAGAGCUUCUUGCGGAGAACGCGGCUGAAGUUUCCGAUGUUAUGCUCUUUCCGUCGUAUGAAGAGGUUUUCCGAGGCUGUCGGCAAGAGAUGGAAGCUUUGCUGGAUGUACCAGAGUUUGGCAGCCUAGAUUAUGAACUCGAUCGCGCCGUGGACCGGCUCAUCUGUAUCACCACCAUCAUACGAAACUUCUCCUUCGCUGAAUCGAACCUGGCUUCGCUGGGAACAAGAAACAUGUUGUUACGAACUCACCAAAAUACCCUGGAUUUCAUGAAAGACGCCGUCAUUUACCUCAGCAAUCUGUCUCAUUCUAUUCAACUUCCUGGAAAGGACGAAGCACUCUGUUUAUUACAUUUCCUUUUAUCCUUUGCCCCGACUCCUGUCCCAACCUCUUUCGGUAAUAACACUAUUAUGUUCACGCCAUACAACCCAAGCAUACACAAAUAUUUGCCUGCCGCUGUAGACAGCUUAGCCAAACUACUUGCGCGAGACGACCCAAAUCGCACCUACUACAAAGCCAUCUUCGCUCAGGACUGCGCCUCAUCACCCCCCUAUGAACUCCUCACACGAACCUUGGGCCUCUCCAUCGCCGCCAUCCCAAAGCACAUGCGAGGAAACAUCGUUGGCCUAGUCGACGCCCGCAAACCACUACUCAUGCAGGGCAUGCUCGCCGCAGAGAUCCUCUCCGGCUUCGCAGAUAACACCAUCGCGCGCUCCUGGCUCGAAUCGACCGAUGGCUUUGCCACCAGCCUGCUCCGCCUCGCCUGUCUCCUGAGCAUAGAUCGCACAGCAGGGAACGCCUCCGCUUCUUCGGUGACCGCGUCGUCAGCAACGGCAGUGUCGCACCGGCACGGUAGCCACCCAGGCGCCCGGGCUGCGGAGGUGGAAUUCCAUGGCUAUGGGUCCAUCACGUCGCGGGCACUAGCGACCCUUGUGCGCCUUGCGCGGAAGUCGAGGAUGGCGGAUUCUACUAGCGGUGGCGGUAAUAAUAAUGCGGGAGGGAGUGGAAGUGGAAGUGGAAAUGGGAGUAAAGAGGGUGAAGUUCCGUUGGGAGUGUUGCCGAAGAAGGAGAAUUUGCUCGGCGCACUUUUGACGCCAAAUAUUGACCCAAAUGUUGUGAGGCAGCUUUGUGAAUAUGCGGGGUUGGGAGGUUGA